CUUAACGAAUUGGAGUUGCGCUUGGUGCAACGCUGGGAGGAAAAUCGCUACACGCAGGCAAGUAUUGUCGGCGCUAAUGAGGAACGCUCAUUACAACAGCAAAUCGAUGAUUUACGCCGACGUAUUGCAGGUGAAGAGUGCAUUAUAGUCCAAGUGGACAAGUUUAGUGUGAAAUAUUUUGCGGAGCUAAAUGCGAAAAUCUCCGCUUGGCAGCAAAAGUACACGCGUGUAAUGGAGAUCAAAUGCACAGAGACACAAGCGAAAGAGCGUCAAAUACUGAAGUUGCAAAAGUCAUUGGAACGCCAUCGGGAAACGUACGCAGAGAGACAAAAAUUCGUGCGCGAUUACUUGGCUGAGAAGGAAGUGGAGCGGCAGUUGUAUGAACAGCAGAUAUACCGUGUGGCAUGCGCAGUGCAGAUUCAAGCGUGGUGGCGUGGGCUAAUGGUUCGCCGCGGUCUGGGGCCAUUCAAAAAGAAGAGCAAAAAGGGCAAGAAAGGAAAGG
This is a messenger RNA of Bactrocera oleae (olive fruit fly), 502 nucleotides long. NCBI's taxonomy places the organism in Eukaryota, Metazoa, Arthropoda, Insecta, Diptera, Tephritidae. The record is from RefSeq and is a predicted model, not a curated record.